AUCAGAUCAGGACUGAUUCCCUGCUACAGCCUUCUGCAACGGUUGUGCAGGAUUGCUACUUGAUUUUUCUUCAAAGAUUCCUUAUCCAGUGAGGGCGUUCCCCUAGCAGAGACAUCAAAAAAUGGCCGAUUCCCUCACCGAAGAGCAGGUCUCUGAGUUCAAGGAGGCCUUCUCUCUUUUUGACAAGGACGGCGAUGGACAGAUCACAACGAAGGAGCUGGGCACCGUGAUGCGCUCGCUUGGCCAAAACCCCUCCGAGUCGGAAUUACAGGACAUGAUAAACGAGGUUGACGCCGACAACAAUGGCACGAUUGACUUUCCUGAGUUCCUUACCAUGAUGGCGAGGAAGAUGAAGGACACCGAUUCCGAGGAGGAGAUCCGCGAGGCAUUUAAGGUCUUUGACCGCGACAACAACGGAUUCAUCUCGGCAGCCGAGCUUCGCCACGUCAUGACGUCGAUUGGUGAGAAGCUGACUGACGACGAGGUCGAUGAGAUGAUUCGCGAAGCCGAUCAGGAUGGUGACGGGCGUAUUGACUACAACGAGUUCGUGCAGCUCAUGAUGCAGAAGUAAUCAGUCUACCUAUCAGCGAUAUCCCUCCCAACGGCCUUACGAACAAUUACGCCUUGCUUUUCAGAUUGGUGUUUGCGUUUGGUUCCAGAUGCAACUGGGUAGCUUCGGAUCGCGUACCGCAGAGGCUUGAUAUCAAAGCGCAUGGAUUCUCUUGUCAUUCCUCUAGGUGUCAUGCUCGACUCACGUUUCCGUUCUUAUCCCCCUAAAAGUCCGAGCAUGUGAGCAUCACAGCCCGACGAAGUGACAGCCAUAAUUGGGAGAUUCUGAUGGAGGAACUCUCUGCUGUACGGUCC
This is a messenger RNA of Canariomyces notabilis, 864 nucleotides long. Its product is annotated as calmodulin. The transcript has 7 exons. Lineage: Eukaryota; Fungi; Ascomycota; Sordariomycetes; Sordariales; Chaetomiaceae. The coding region runs from base 122 to 571 and encodes 149 amino acids. Gene Ontology annotation, cellular component: central plaque of spindle pole body. Gene Ontology annotation, molecular function: enzyme regulator activity; calcium ion binding. The record is from RefSeq and is a predicted model, not a curated record. Gene Ontology annotation, biological process: spindle pole body organization.